This is a messenger RNA of Conger conger (European conger), 732 nucleotides long. RefSeq names its product dickkopf WNT signaling pathway inhibitor 2 (gene dkk2). Gene Ontology annotation, biological process: multicellular organism development; negative regulation of canonical Wnt signaling pathway. Gene Ontology annotation, molecular function: receptor antagonist activity; co-receptor binding. The transcript is spliced from 4 exons. Lineage: Eukaryota; Metazoa; Chordata; Actinopteri; Anguilliformes; Congridae. Gene Ontology annotation, cellular component: extracellular region. The record is from RefSeq and is a predicted model, not a curated record. Bases 1 to 732 code for a protein of 243 amino acids.
AUGCUAGUACUGGCCUGGAAUAGGUGUUGCUGUGUUUUCGUGCUGCUAGUCGCAGCAUUAAGAAUGGUAAGGUCCCAUAAGGCAGAAGCGGGAUCCAAGGUGAACUCAAUCAAAUUGAGUCUUCUGGAACCUCCAACUGCAGCAACGAAUCGUUCUGGGACCGCAGUCCCCAAGAAAGACAACCACCUUGCUCAGGUGUAUCCUUGCAGCAAUGAUAAGGAAUGCAGUGUGGGAAGCUACUGCCACAGCCCCCAGCACGCCCCCUCCCGUUGCCUGACCUGCAGGAAGAGGAAGAGGCGUUGCAACAGGGACACCAUGUGCUGCCCUGGCAACCGCUGCAGCAACUAUAUCUGCAUUUCCGUUUCGGAAAGUGUUCUUUCACCUCACAUCCCAGCUUUAGAAGACCACAGCAAGUCCUCAUCCAGGGAUAACAGCUGGAAAAAGAGUGGCAGAGCACAGCCCAAGUUCUCUCAUAUUAAAGCUCACGAGGGAGAACCCUGCCUGCGUUCCUCGGACUGCUCGGAUGGCCACUGCUGCGCCCGUCACUUCUGGACCAAGAUCUGCAAGCCGGUGUUGCGGCAGGGUGAGGUGUGCACCCGGCAGAGGAAGAAGGGCUCCCACGGCCUGGAGAUCUUCCAGCGCUGCGACUGCGCCAAGGGCCUCUCCUGCAAGGUCUGGAAGGAGGCCACCUCCUCCUCCACAUCCAGGCUGCACAUUUGCCAGCGGGUAUGA